Neoarthrinium moseri is the source of this 2679-nucleotide messenger RNA. RefSeq lists its product as uncharacterized. Bases 1 to 2679 code for a protein of 892 amino acids. The record is from RefSeq and is a predicted model, not a curated record. Gene Ontology annotation, molecular function: O-methyltransferase activity. Lineage: Eukaryota; Fungi; Ascomycota; Sordariomycetes; Amphisphaeriales; Apiosporaceae. The transcript is spliced from 10 exons.
AUGGCCGACGUGCAUACCAAUGGGGCCAGUGGCACCGCUCCUGGCAGCGGAACCAGUGUGCCUGACAAGGCCGCUCCCGAUUUCAUCAACUUCGUGCCAGAUAUCUCGGUCGCGCUAUCUCCCUGCGAUCUGGAGAGUGCGCCGAGGCACAUUCAACAAAUCCAGAAGUUAGGUGCUUCACUGUCGCCGGGCGAUGACACAACGAGGCUUCAGCUUCUUGCUUCAGCAAGAGAUUUGGUGCGGGCACUGGAGACACCGCGAGAAACAAUGAUCAAGCACUGCUGGUCUCAGCCGACCGCCACGUCUGCGCUCACACUGGGAAUUGAGACUGGCUUGUUUAAGGCCAUGGCUCAGAACGAUGGUAGCACUAAAACGGCUGCGUACCUUUCCAAGCAAGUUGGAGUUGAUUAUCCUGCUUUGGCGCGUAUUCUUCGACAUCUCGGGGCCAUGGGAUAUGUUGUCGAGACGGGCGUAGACGAAUACAAGCCAACCAACUUUACGACUUCGCUGUGCAUAUCGACUAUUAGCGACGGGUACCCAUGCAUUUUCGGUUGUCUGGCGCAAUCGAUUUUCAAAUUCUCCGAAUACAUGCAGAAAACCGGAUACAAGACCCCGAACGACGUCAGCAACGGCCCUUUGCAGUAUGCGUACCAAACUAAGAACAACAUGUUCGAGCACCUCCACGCCAACCCCCCGUACGGCCUAAACUUCAACAACCAUAUGGGAGGAUACCGCCAGGGCCGGCCCAGCUGGAUGGACGAUGGCUUCUUUCCCGUAGAAGAGCGCCUGAUCAAGGGCGCCGAUACCACAGCGGACUCCGCGAUGCUCGUCGACGUCGGCGGUGGGCUUGGUCAUGAUAUCGGAGAGUUCUGGCGCAAGCAUCCCAAUGCACCGGGCCGCCUUGUCCUCCAGGAUCUGCCAGUUGUGAUUGGACAGAUCCAACAGCUGGAUGAGAAGAUCGAGCGCGUGGAGCACGACUUUUACAAGGAGCAACCCGUCAAAGGAAGCCGUGCCUACUAUAUGCACUCCGUUCUGCACGACUGGCCCGAUGAGGUGUGCCUCAAGAUCCUUGCACCUAUCAAGGAGGCCAUGAAGCCAGGCUACAGCAAGUUGCUUAUCAACGAGAACGUCAUUCCCGCGACCAAAGCCGAUUGGCAGGCCACCGGUCUGGACCUCAUGAUGAUGACUCUGCUUUCCUCGCGCGAGAGAACAGAGCAGGACUGGAAGGACAUGCUCUCGGCAGCGGGUCUUAAGAUCUCCAAUAUCUGGAGCGUCGCUAACGGUGUGGAAAGCCUCAUUGAACACGUAUUGUUCCCCGCCUGCUUGCUUGUGGCUGUUCAAUCUCUCGUCGUUCCAGCAGAUUUUGAUCUGGACGUGUUUGGAAUCGUGUUAUCCAUGAUGCUGGUUGCUACUAUCUUUCUAGCAUGCACUGUCCUGGGGUCCGAAGUCCCUACGGGAACUGUCUGGCUUGAUGAUGCAACACUGGGCGACUAUCUCACCCGCAGAGAUUCCGAACUCGCCUAUCGCUUUGCCCCAGUCUGGAGCUUCGGACUGCACAAAGACCAUCCAAUGUGUUAUCCAACGUGGGCAUUUGGGGGUAACCCAACCCGGCACAACGGGGACACCUACGAAAUAGCGCACCAGACCCCCAGCCAACCUCUCUGCAAGCAUCCGGACGUUGGCUGCGGCUGUCGUGACCCCGGGGUCACUGUAGGGAAGGGGCCCCAGUUUCCUGUGUACUAUAAGUAUCUCAAUCUCAGCCGCGAAGAGGUCCGAGUUGGCUAUUUUCUUUUCUGGGAGAAGGACGGCUCGGAUGGCCGGCCGAUACCGCGCGGGCAUGCGUAUGACUGGGAGAACGUGGUUGUGUCAAUCACGCGGCAUUCCCAAAGCGACAACUGGACCGCAACCGCUCUAUGGUUUGGUGGCCAUGGUCAGUGGUUCCGUCGGCCAUGGAACGACAUCUUUACCAUCUCAGAUGAAGAGAUCGCCAAGGCCAAUGCAAACACUGUCCUACCCGAGAGGAAAACUGGCCAGCAGCAUCCUUUCGUCUACGUAGGAUGGGCAAAGCACUCGAAUUUCGACCACCCGCGCCGGCCUUCAAUGAUGAACGACGAUUCCCUUAGCCAGCUAUUCUGUAAAGCCAUACGCUACCAGAGUGUCUGGGGUUUUGUUCAUAAAGAAAACUUUAUCCAUGCACACAUUUCUACCACAGCAGGCCAAGCAAUCAGCAGCGUGGACUGGGGGAGAGCCACAGGUACGCCGACGAAGAUAAACUUAUCUGACCUCGGCGAGGAAACCAGAUGUAGUUUGAUUACGGAAUUGCGGCCUAACAACCCUAUUCACGCACACGUGGAGAAGUCCUACAUCGUCCAGCUCUCAUACCGCUACCCUCGCCUCGGUUUUAUCCGGAAGAUAGUGAACAUGUCAUACCCCCUUCUUCUGUUUGUUACUAUAAUGAUGGAUGACGAGAUCCUCAGAUUCGUAUUCCUGAGCACCCUGGUUGUUCUCCCAUUUGUGGAGAAUUCAGUUUUCGACCGGCUUACGAGUCGCUAUGCCAUCCUCCGUAUCAUCCGCAUCGGGAUGGUUAUUGGCUUCUAUGGCAUGUUGGCAUCAGCCGCUGUCAUAAUGGAUGACAAUGUUCUCAAAUUUGCGUCACACGACUUUCGGGUUUUGGCCUAG